GGGAACACCCUGGCUGUAGAUAUCUGCCUUCAGACGGUGCCGAGGCGCACCCACCGACACACUCACGUACGGUCCCCUGAUCCCGGGACGCACUCUCCCAGCCUGUUGUGCUUCCUUGCCGGCUCCCCGCCGCUGUCUGCAGCUACCAGGCUUCCUGAGAGUGGACACCUCUUGUCAGCCCCAAGAAACAGAAGUUCAGAGGAGGAAACACUGGAGGGACAAAGUUCAGACCAUGCCAGCGACCCAAUCUUUAGCAGAACAUUACAGAAAGCUUUUGGCAGCAUGAUGUAGUUCUUUCUGACCUCCUCCAUGCAACAUCUUUGCUUGGCUGAUUUCAUCGCCGAGUGUAGACUGAAGGACCGAUGGAGCAGGUCGGGGAGGAUCUGAACCUCUCCUAUCUGCUGGAACAUGAAAGAGACAUGAUCCUGAAGGUGCUGCAGAAAGAUGAGAAAUUGAGGAAACGAGAGGAGAAGAGGAUACGGAAGCUGAAGAAUGAGCUGCUGGAGAUCAAACGAAAAGGUUCCCGUCGGCAACAGGAGCUCGGGGAGCGACAGUGUGCACGCUGUCUCAAGAGUUUGGGCCUCAUCUUCGACCGCGGGGAUCUCUGCGAGGAGUGUCAGCUACGGGUCUGCAACGACUGCCGUGUUACAACUCCCAAAGCACGGCAGUGGAGGUGUAACGUUUGUGCCAAGAUCUCGGAACUGAAGGUGGUAACAGGAGAAUGGUUCCUGGAGGAGCGGUCCAAGCGCUUUGAGCAGGGAGUGCCGAGCGGUGAUGUGAUCAAACAGACAAUCAUGAGUAGCCCGAUCAUCACGGACAAAAAGUCUACAGAAAACUUGACAGCCACCUCUGAGUCAGAGAGACCCGAUACCCCAAAAUCCAACAAAAGUGCAAUACUCAACAUUGUGGAUGGUGCCAGGAGGAAAGGAAGGAUGAAGAUGAAGAUGGAUAAAAAAGGCAACCGAAAAGCCUUGAAGCCGGAGAACGGAGUCGACAGCGUCAAAACUGUUUCGGACGGAGACGCUAAAAGCGUGCGAAGUGUUUGCUCUGCUCCGACUCCACGUUCAAACAGGGGCGGUGCGGUGGCCUUGGAGUCCUCGGGGAAGCCAACGGUACUCAACAACCUGCGUUCCCAGACUCCAGACAGAUCCUCCACUCCCAGCGACAACCGGAGGGUCAGGCCUGACGGAGCAGAGAGCGUUGCCAGUGUACACUCCGGUGACAGUGCGCCUGAGGAAAAAGCUACUGGCCAACACAGGAAGAAUUCGGGGACCCCGACCAUUUCUGUGUCCAGGGCUUCAGUUUCAUCAGAUCACAGUCGCUCAGAGAUGGACCUGUCAGCUCCGGGUUCUGAACCCAGUGAGGACGCCUUCAGUCUCAGGAGCCGCUCGGUCCCCGGGCUAAACGAAGCAGAGUUUUCUGAUGAGGAUGCAGAGGAAGACAUAGAUGCCCUGAUGUCGGCUCACAGCAAGACUGCCAGCCGACGCUUCAGCAACGCACUGUCAACGUCUUCCACUCCUGGCUCAGAGAGAAGGUGGGGGUACCUCAAUGUCCCUGACUCCGAUGCUGAGACUAGUAGUAUCAACAGCAUGAUGAGCAUGUAUAGUGAGACUGGUGACUAUGGCAACGCCCGGGUGAGCGGCGAGAUCCUGCUGAACAUCAGCUACAGCUACAAAACUGGUGCUCUCAACGUCCUGGUGAAAGAGUGUCACAACCUGGCAACAGGAGAUGAGAGGAGGCAACGCACGGACACAUAUGUGAAGACGUACCUGCUGCCAGAUAUGUCACGACAGAGCAAGAGGAAGACGAGCAUAAAGGCCAACACCAUUAACCCUGUUUUCAAUGAGAAUCUGAGGUAUGUGAUCAGCCACUCACAGCUGGAGACUCGGACCCUGCAGGUCUCCGUGUGGCACCACGACCGCUUUGGACACAACAGCUUCCUGGGAGAGGUGGAGCUGACCUUUGACUCCUGGGAGUUUGAUUCGCAGAUGGAGGAUUGGUACGCUCUGCAGCCCAAGGCGGAGAGCAAUAUAGACUCCACCAUGCAGUAUAAAGGAGAACUGACUGUCGUGUUAAAGUACAUACCUGGAGAGAAGAACCUCAUGCUGCCGCUGGACCAAGUACAAGUGAAGAAAGGGUUCCUGAAAAGCAAGAAGACGAGCAGCUUCACUCUGCCUAAAGGGGGCAUGGUUGAGCUGCUGGUCAAAGGAGCCAAAAAUCUGACUGCAGUCAAGUCUGGAGGCACUUCAGAUCCUUUUGUGAAAGGAUACCUUCUACCCGACACCAAUAAGUCAACCAAGCACAAGACGGUGGUGGAGCGGCGCUCUGUGAACCCGCAAUGGAACCACACCUUCACCUACUGCGGGCUGCAGCCGGGAGACCUCAACAACGUCUGCCUGGAGCUCACCGUGUGGGACAAAGAAGCCCUGGCCAGCAAUGUCUUCCUGGGAGGACUCAGGCUCGGAGCUGGCACAGGCAAAAGCUACGGGAACGAGGUAGACUGGAUGGACUCAUACGGGGAGGAACAGCGGCUGUGGCAACGCAUGAUUGAAAACCCAGAAGUCCCUCAUGAGUGUACUCUGAUGCUGCGAUCCAGCAUGCGAAGGUGCAACACAUGAAGCGGAUCGAAGCGCAGAGAAGGAUAAAAGAGAAUAAAAGAGGGAGGAAGAGGUGAUGUGUAGCGGUUAAGAGAAAACAAAGGGUCCAGGACUCAAAGGAACAGAGACCAUCCCUCUCCCUACUUCUUUCCUCCUGAGAUGCCCUGUUCAGCCAGUCAUGCCUUACACACUCAUCCCCAUGUACCACCCUGCCCUCCAAAGCAUCUAGUAUUGACCAAGCACUGCUGUUUACUGCUGUAUAUAAAAAAAAUAUAUGUAUGUAUGUAACUUACUGUUCCUAGCCGAAUAAGCACACGGUGUGACUGAUGUGUCCCUGAUGUGUCCGUCCUCGUCUCUGCGAUUCAUGAACCUGAGUCAUAUCUGCAUGUAUUUACAGCUGACGUUAGACGAGGCACCGAUCAAUAAUGUAGAGACUUAGACAUUCCCUUUAUACGCAACCGAGCUGCAUCCUGGUCUGAAGCACAUGUUGAUGCUGAGAUUCAUCCCCUUAUUGACAGUUGUGUACAGAGGUGGAAAGUGACUAGUUCUUGUACUACCGAAUUAUUCUAGAAGUGGACUUUAUUAUUACUGAGUUAAAAUGACAAAAAUAGCACUUCUGAAGACUUCUCAAUCUCCGUUAACCUCGCUGCUCUCCAAAGUAUUGACCCUCUUUUGUUUAAACGCUUUCGUUUUGAUCGCUGAGGGAAAAUAUUAUCACAGAAAAAGAACACUGCCAGAGGCUACUCUUUUAUUAUGCGUGAGGUGAAAGUAUAACUACUAAUUUUAUAAUAUACAAAAGAAAUAAAAAGUAGGAUUGCAACUUACUGUGUGGAUAACUUGAUUAAUCAUUUUUAAAAUGCCAGAAGAAAAGGCUUUCAAUGUUGCUGGAGCUGUAGGCAACUUCAAACUCCAAAAGCCUGUAUUGUCUGACCGUCUAAAACACAAAUACACUCAAUUUACAAUGAAACAAAACAAUAAAUCCUCACAUUUUAUAAUUGGGAACCAUCAAAGGUGGAGCAUUUUUAACCACGCUAGCAACUUUAUGGAUGGCACUGUCUGACGUUUGGUCGGUUCACCACAUUGUCAUGACAUUUGCUAUAAACCUUCAUGGUUCCAAGAGGAUGAAUCCCGAUGACUUUGGUGAUCCAUUUAUUUUUCAUCUAGUGCCACUAGUCGCUAGUAAAGUUUUCAUUUAUUCAAGGAAGUAUCUCAACAUCUAGAUGGAUUGGCACAAACUUUUGUACAGGCAUACAUGGUCUCCAGUCAAUGUAUCCUGACUCUAAGAUGGUGAACAUGGUAAACAUGAUACCUACAAAACAUCAGCAUGUUAGCAUUGUUUUAUGUGGGCAUGUUGGCAUGCUGAUGUUAGCAAGAAGCUCAAAGCUCUGCUGAAUGUUAUGUGUUUCCUCACAGAGCUGCUAGCAUGGCUGUAGACUCUUAGUCUUGCUGCUUGAUGACUGAAUUGAAUGCAGAAUUAUUUUCUAGUGAUCAAUUAAUCCGUCUUGAAGAAUGUACUUGCAGUAACAAGAGUACUUAUAAUUAGUUACUUUACACCUCUGGUUGUCAGGGGGAAAAAAACCCUAGACAGAUUACACAAUUUAGAUUAGCUUCGAUGUAAAAUAACAUGACACUGUAUCAGUGUGAUAAUAGAAACUGCAUGGUGUUAGAUAAAACAGAGGUAGAAGAACAAAAGAAGGUUAUGUAAAGCACUGAUAAUUAUCAUCAUGUUAGAGAAAGUGUGAUUUAAAGAGCACGAGCCCUGAGACAGAGGCUGCGUUUUAUAGAGUGAGUCAGCACUGAGGCGAGCUGUCUUCAUCUCAGGGGGAACCUAAUAAUGAGUCAGUGACAGUCACCUUGUCCCUAUCGCCCGGGGCCCCUCCAUUCACCCUCCUGUGAUGAAUCACCAAAUUCACAAAAACAAUUCUCAAGUUAAACCCUGUGCAAUCAUUUCUCAUGUGGAAUGCCAAUGUUGUCGCGCUUGUCCUUGGCAAACCCUUUGCUCUGAACUCCCAGAGCACAACAGUUUCACUCUGCACAAUUAUAGUAAUAAUACAUAGUGUUCACUGUACAACAUACUUUAGAUGAGAGGCUCGUGCAAUACCUGAUUACUGAAGAAACUCUUGAUGUACAGCAUGUCCUGUCUCUGUUGUGUCUGGUUUCCAAGCAUCAAACUCAUUGUAUUCAAACCUAUUUUGUCCCAAAUGUGUCACAGGAAUAUUUUGAAAUAAACACAUCUU
Molecule: messenger RNA, 4834 nt
Organism: Cottoperca gobio
Lineage: Eukaryota; Metazoa; Chordata; Actinopteri; Perciformes; Bovichtidae
Gene: sytl5
Product: synaptotagmin-like 5
Exons: 18
Coding region: 363-2618 (751 amino acids)
Biological process (GO): exocytosis; intracellular protein transport
Cellular component (GO): plasma membrane; exocytic vesicle
Molecular function (GO): small GTPase binding; neurexin family protein binding; phospholipid binding
Source: RefSeq, a predicted model, not a curated record